CCCGCUGUGCCCGCCGCCUCGGCCCGGGGUGGCGGCCGCCCCGGCUCCGCGCGCAGACCCCGAUGCCACCUCCCCGCGGCGCGCGGCGCUGAGCCCGGCCCGGCGGCUCGGACGCCGCUCCCUCGCCUCCUCCCGCCGCCGCGUGGAUGCCAAGGACCAGCCUCCCCGGCCCCUCCACGUCCCCACUGCGCCCUCCGGACGCGCUCCGCGGGAGCGGAGAAACUUCGGGGCCCGCGCCGUACUCCAGCGGCACCAUGAAGGCGGCCGAGGAAGAACACUACAGCUACGCACCCCCCACCGUCGGCUCCACCCUGCCUCUUCCGGCGGCACACGCCUCCCUGCCGGCGCCCUGCCAUGACCUCCAGACCUCCGCCCCCGGCGCCCCGGCCGUCCCUCCCGCCGGCCACCCUUCGGGGUACGGAGGCGCCGUGGACAGUGGGCCCUCCGGGUACUUUCUGUCUUCCGGCGGCAGCCGGCCCAACGGGGCUCCGGCCCUCGAGAGCCCCCGUAUCGAGAUCACCUCCUACCUGGGCCUGCACCACGGCGGCGGCCCCUUCUUCCACGACGUGGACGUGGAGGACGUGCUCCCCAGCUGCAGACGCUCUCCGUCCACCGCCACGCUGCCCCUGCCCGGCCUGGAGGCCUACCGAGACCCGUCCUGCCUGAGCCCCGCCAGCAGCCUCUCCUCCCGCAGCUGCAACUCGGAGGCCUCCUCCUACGAGUCCAACUACUCCUACCCCUACGCCUCGCCCCAGACCUCCCCCUGGCAGUCCCCCUGCGUGUCCCCGAAAACCACAGACCAGGAGGAAGCCUUUCCCCGCGGCCUGGGCGCCUGCCACCUGCUGGGCUCUCCCCGCCAUUCGCCGUCCACCUCGCCCCGGGCCAGCGUCACCGAGGAGAGCUGGCUGGGGGCCCGCGGCUCCAGGCCCGCGUCCCCCUGCAACAAGCGCAAGUACUGCCUCAACGGCGGCCGGGCCCCCGGCUCGCCCCACCCCUCGCCCACGCCCUCGCCGCAGGGCUCCCCCCGCGUCAGCGUGACGGAGGACACCUGGCUCAGCAACACCACCCAGUACACCAGCUCGGCCAUCGUGGCGGCCAUCAACGCCCUCACCACCGACGGCAGCCUGGACCUGGCGGACGGCGUCCCCGUCAAGUCCCGCAAGACGGCCCUGGAGCACGCGCCUUCCGUGGCGCUCAAGGUGGAGCCGGCGGGCGACGACCUGGGCGCCACCCCGCCCGCCUCCGACUUCCCGCCCGAGGACUUCGCCUUCCAGCACCUGCGCAAGGGCAGCUUCUGCGAGCAGUACCUGUCGGUGCCCCAGGCCCCCUACCAGUGGGCCAAGCCCACGUCGCUGUCCGCCGCGUCCUACCUGAGCCCGUCUCUGCCCGCCCUGGACUGGCAGCUGCCGCCGCACUCGGGCCCCUAUGAGCUGCGGAUCGAGGUGCAGCCCAAGUCCCACCACAGGGCUCACUACGAGACGGAGGGCAGCCGGGGGGCUGUGAAGGCGUCGGCAGGAGGACACCCCAUCGUGCAGCUACAUGGUUACUUGGAAACUGAGCCGCUCACUCUGCAGCUGUUCAUCGGGACGGCGGACGACCGCCUGCUGCGGCCCCACGCCUUCUACCAGGUGCACCGGAUCACGGGCAAGACCGUCUCCACCACCAGCCACGAGGCCCUCCUCUCCAACACCAAGGUCCUGGAGAUCCCGCUGCUGCCGGAGAAUAACAUGCGAGCCAUAAUUGACUGCGCUGGGAUUCUGAAGCUCAGGAACUCUGACAUCGAGCUGCGGAAAGGGGAGACCGACAUCGGCAGGAAGAACACCAGGGUGCGGCUGGUGUUCCGGGUCCAUGUCCCUCAGCCCAGUGGCCGGGUGCUGUCCCUCCAGGUGGCCUCAAACCCCAUCGAGUGCUCUCAGCGGUCUGCCCAGGAGCUGCCUCUAGUGGAGAGGCAGAGCACAGACAGCUACCCAGUCGUCGGCGGGAAGAAGAUGAUCCUGUCCGGCCACAACUUCCUUCAAGACUCCAAGGUCAUUUUCGUGGAGAAGGCUCCAGAUGGCCACCACGUCUGGGAGAUGGAAGCAAAAACAGACCGAGACCUGUGCAAGCCAAAUUCCCUGGUGGUUGAGAUUCCGCCUUUCCGGAACCAGAGGAUAACCAACCCAGUCCAAGUCAGCUUCUACGUCUGCAAUGGGAAGAGGAAGCGAAGCCAGUAUCAGCAUUUUACCUACCUUCCUGCCAAUGUUCCAAUGAUAAAGACGGAACCCACGGAUGACUUCGAGCCCGCCCUGACUUGCGGACCAGUGGGCCAGGGCCUGAGUCACCUCCCCAGGCCCUGCUACGGCCAGCAGCUCACCAUGCCGCCUGACCCCGGCACCUGCCUCGUGGCUGGCUUUGCCUCCUGUCCACAGAGGAGCGCCAUGAUGUCCACACCUCCGAGCACAAGCCCAAAGCUCCAGGACCUCUCCUCCGCUGCCUACGCGAAGGGCGGCUCUGGCCCGAGCCUCGGCGGCCACCUGGGCGUGCGGCCCCCCGCCGUGGACGCCCCCGCCCUGCAGGAAGUGCCCAGGCCCCUGGCCCUGCAGCCCGGCUCUCCUGAGCAGCCCCGGCCCGCCCUGCUGCAGCCGCAGGUGAGUCCACAUCUGAGCAGUAGCUGCUCCCUUGGUUGCCAACAAGCGUUCUGUCCCAGCAGCCCCUCCUCUCCACUGCCGUCCGCCGCCCACGAACCAACCUGCUCGCCGUCCUCUGCCCACCCUCCUGCCCUGGGCCAGCAGCAGCACCAACUGCCAAAGGUUCAAAGAAACGAGUCUCCGGCUGCCGGGCCGCUGUCACUGCCCGAGGUGCGUGAGGACAGUAGUCAUAAUUUGGCCCCUAUUCCUGUAACGAUCAAGCGAGAGCCUGAGGAGUUGGACCAGUUGUACCUGGACGAUGUAAAUGAAAUCAUAUGCAACGACCUCUCCAGCACAAACCCCAACUCGUAGGUCGGCGUGGCGGAGCUGGCGGAAGCUGCGUGGACUCGGCUCAGCGCGGACAGCUGGGCGUCAGCAAGCAAGACUUUCAAUGAAAUGGACCUGGUACCACUCAGAACUUCUCCCUUCCCGAAUGCUCAGAGCUGAACUUGUACCAUCCACGUGCAAAGAUGUAGCUCCUUCGUGGGGAAGGAGGGGCAGAGAGAGGCCGCAUCUCCUGGAGGACAAGCCAUCUCAAGGAAGCAAGGGCCGGCAGGGAGGCCAGGGACAGAGCUGGCCUCACGGGAAGAACCCCGUGGUCCCCCGGCACCCGUGGACCUCAAUACUGGAAGUGCCUUACUUAGACCACCCUAGCGGGACGCCCUGGCAGCAGGCACCGGAUUUGCUACCAUGGGAGUAUUCGUAGGAACAAGAACGAUAACAACAUUUCAUUAUGAGGCUUUAUCCUUUGAAUACAUUACCAGAGUUCUGGCAAGCUAGGGGUUGUGAGACACCCAGUAGGGCUUCCUACUUAUUUCCACUUCACAACUCGCUGCCUUAUCUGGUGCGUUUUAAGGCCUUCUCAUUGCCAUCUCAGCUCCUUCAGAACACUCUCUCCUCUGUGUGAUGAAAACCAUAGGGUUGUGAAUAGUAGCAUGAUGAGAUUUUCGUUUUUCAGUGCAGCUUUGGAACAUAGCACAAGGAAGUUGACGAGCACAAGAGGCGGAUGGGGCAGGAAAAAGCUGCCUGGGCAGCCCUCGCACACGCAUGUGUAUAGAUAGGCGUGUGUUUGUGCACCAGUAGUGAGUGGCAGCGACGAUGACCAGGCUGGGCCCCGGGGGGGGGGGGGGCUUCCAUGGUAGCAGUACCUGGCGUCCAUUUUGGAGAGCUCACCCGGGAGUCCAGACCUGCUCUCCGGCGCAGACGGCAGCGUGCGCUCACCUCACGCAGCCGUCUAGCACAUUAGAACGCUGCAGCGCCACGCUCAAAUGCCCCGGGUCACCACGUGACGAAGCUGGCAAGUAACUGUAAAUAGCCAUUACAGAAAGGAGUGUAAUAUAUUUGUUCAAUUAUAAGAUUAUUAUUUCACAGAAGCCUUAUCGCUCCCCGCUUCAACUAAGAAAACAAUUACCAAAAAAACGAUGUUUUCGUACGCAGCCGUGCGGAGUGUUUUCAGAUGAGUUACUGUUCGUAGAUAGGCUAGUAUAGGCUCUCCUGCUGCAUUUGUGCAAUUAGCUGCUUAUUAUGAUCGCUAGCAGUGACCUAUUAUUUCAUAUAACCAAAAAGCAUGGUUUAAUUAAAACAGGUUUAAUGACUGUGCCUUAGGAGUUGACGCCCCCUUAUGGAAGAUGCCCGAAUUGCACCUGUGGGUAGCCGUAGGUGAGUCCACAGAUGGAAGGGCCCCGCUCGCCAGGUUCAUCUGCAGAACUGUGUCUUACCUUCCGCUCGCAGAAAGAAGGCAAAGUCCAAAAGCCAUCUACGAACACUGGCGCGUGACGGCAGAGCGCUGGCGUGCCGCCACGUUGCACAGAGAGGCUGCCUCGGCCUGCGGCCCAGAACUGAGCCCUACUCAGCACCCCGGCGUUGCAUGUCCAUUCGUAGUAAGUUGUCAUACAGAGGAGGCAUUUGGUGUUUGUGUCGGCUGUCUUUGUAGUUAGAAAAUGGAUCCAAUAAAGCAGUAUUUUUGUUUUUUUUUUUUGCUGGA
Molecule: messenger RNA, 4650 nt
Organism: Perognathus longimembris pacificus (Pacific pocket mouse)
Lineage: Eukaryota; Metazoa; Chordata; Mammalia; Rodentia; Heteromyidae
Gene: Nfatc1
Product: nuclear factor of activated T cells 1
Exons: 10
Coding region: 147-2978 (943 amino acids)
Biological process (GO): cytokine production; calcineurin-NFAT signaling cascade; regulation of transcription by RNA polymerase II
Cellular component (GO): transcription regulator complex
Molecular function (GO): RNA polymerase II cis-regulatory region sequence-specific DNA binding; transcription factor binding; DNA-binding transcription factor activity, RNA polymerase II-specific
Source: RefSeq, a predicted model, not a curated record